AUGUUCUUCCAGGAAGCCGGCAGAACGGUCUUAUUGCGUGGGGUCAAUCUUGCCGAUGCUAAGUUCCCGCCGGGCCAUCCGACUUACCGCCUCGACUCGUUUGAUAAUGCGGACAAGUGUUCCUAUGUCAAUGCUCCCCUCAAGCUAGACGACGCCGCAGCCCACCUCGAAAAGCUGCGCUACUUAGGGUUCAACGUGCUGCGGCUGCCCGUCCUUUGGGAAGGGCUCGAGCACGAGGGACCUGGCAUCUACGACGAUGAGUACAUCGAUUAUCUGAGGAAGCUGGUGCAAAUAUGUGUGGACCAUGGCUUCAAAGUCGUCAUCAACCCCCAUCAAGACCUCUGGUCAAGGCAUGCGGGGGGAAGUGGCGCACCUCUGUGGACUAUACACGCGUGUGGCCUCGACCCAGAUCACUUCUCUCGGACUCAUGCUGCUGUGAGGUAUAGCGAAUGGCCAAUAAACCAGGACGAAAAGGACCCAAAGGACAUUCCAGGCAUGAUGUGGACGACAAACCACAAUCGCCUCGCCACAUCUACACUUUUCGCUCUGUUUUUUGGCGGCCGUGAUUACGCGCCGAAAUGCCAGAUCGACGGUCUGAAUAUACAGGACUACUUGCAGAGACACUACUUUGCAGCUUAUGCUCGGUUGAUUGAGAGGCUGGGUGAUCUACCUUUUGGUUAUGAUAGCAUGAAUGAGCCGGAAGCGGGAUACAUCAGCGUGCCGGAUCUGAGCAAGAACGACAGAUGCGACACAGCCAAGAUUGGGAGCACCCCUUCGCCGAUCGAUAGCAUGCGCUUGGGCAUGGGCAUGGCGCAGACAGUCCCCGAGUUCCGACUCGGCUCCACAGGGCCACACAAGACGGGCAAGAUAUCGAUAGACCCAGACAACUCCUGUUGGUUGAAAACAGAAGACCCCCGAUGGACUUGGGAGCGUUCUCCUUCAUGGCCUCUCAACACCUGCGUCUGGGCUUUACAUGGCGUAUGGAAUCUAGAGACCGGGGAGUUGUCAAAGCCAGACUACUUUGCCAGACUUCCAGAAACGUCAGCAGCUGCGACAAAACGAGAGAACGAGUCGAGCGGCCAGCUCAACUUCAUUUCGUCGUACUGGCAAGAGUUUCACCAGCAAUGGACGCAUAUGAUCCGUGAGAUCUCGCCACGGGCCACUAUUUUCGUGCAGCCUAGCGUUUUUUCGGCCCCGCCUCCCCGAGAAGAGCCUCUCUCAGCCUAUAGUCCCCAUUACUACGAUGGCUUGACUAUUAUGCAGAGACAUUGGCACGAGAGGUGGAAUGCCGAUGUAGUGGGUCUAUUGCGAGGAAGCUAUAAGUCAAAGGUAUUUGGACUGAGGGUUGGGAAGGACAAUGUCCGCAAAGUCAUCUCGAGCCAGCUAGGACAACUCGCCCACGAUAUCAAGGUCCCAACUCUUAUUGGGGAGACGGGGAUUCCAUUCAACCUCGAUGAUUCCAAGGCAUACCGGGACGGCGAUUACUCCAGCCACAUCAAAGCCCUCGAUGCGAUCCUCAGCGGAUGUGACGACCAUCUGCUCAACUACACGAUAUGGGCAUACUCAGCCAUAAACAAUCAAGAGUGGGGCGACCAGUGGAAUGGUGAGGACUUGUCGAUAUUUUGUAACGAAACAGGAUCUUUCCCACAUCACCCGGUCCUCCAGGGAUUCAGGGCGGCAGCUGCGUGGUGUCGCCCCUAUGCCCAGUCACUUGUUGGGCAGCCCAUCUCAUUGUCGUUCGACGUUCAGUCUAGCAAAUUUCACCUGGAGAUCGAGUCGAAUACUCCGGGCGACGCCACCAUCUAUGUACCGUGGCUACACUACAGGAAAUCAGAUCAGAAUGAAGAACUCGAUCUGAAAGUGACAGUCUCCGAGGGGGAAUGGUCGCUCAAGAACCAGCUUCUUACCUGGCGGUACGAUCGAGGUGGGAGCUUGGAAUUUGAACGAGCCCAAGGGCCUCUCACACCGGAGCAAUUAGGCACUAUCGUGCGCUGA
This is a messenger RNA of Neoarthrinium moseri, 1995 nucleotides long. RefSeq lists its product as uncharacterized. The transcript has a single exon. Gene Ontology annotation, biological process: ergosteryl 3-beta-D-glucoside catabolic process. The record is from RefSeq and is a predicted model, not a curated record. NCBI's taxonomy places the organism in Eukaryota, Fungi, Ascomycota, Sordariomycetes, Amphisphaeriales, Apiosporaceae. Gene Ontology annotation, molecular function: steryl-beta-glucosidase activity. Bases 1 to 1995 code for a protein of 664 amino acids.